Parnassius apollo (apollo) is the source of this 822-nucleotide messenger RNA. The record is from the annotation of a GenBank genome assembly. NCBI's taxonomy places the organism in Eukaryota, Metazoa, Arthropoda, Insecta, Lepidoptera, Papilionidae.
AUGCCUCCACCCGCUGAAAACAAAAGUGAAUUGCGUCGUAAAAAGAAAUCCUACUAUGCAGCAUUGAAGAAACAAGAAGACGACAAACUAGCUGAACUAGCUGAGAAGUACAGAGAUAGGGUCCGUGAAAGGAGAGAUGGUCUUAAUGACAUUGGACCAACAGAUCCAACUAGCAACACCAGUAGUGCAUACAGAGCUGUAGCACCAGAUCUAAAGUCAGGAAUGGAUGCCAAGGAAAGAAGAAGACAGUUAAUUCAGGAAUCAAAAUACCUUGGUGGUGAUAUGGAGCACACUCACUUGGUAAAGGGACUAGAUUAUGCUUUGUUGCAAAAGGUGCGUUCAGAAAUUCGAAAUCGCGAACAAGAACAGGAGGCUGAAGUGGAGAGAUUAGUUUCGGUGCCUGUUGUGGAAGCUGUUAAGAAAAAGAAAGGGGUGGCUGUUGACAAAACGACGGAAAAGGGUCGUAAUGACGACUCUAUUUAUGGUGAGAUCGGUGACUAUGUGGCGGGCGAACGACGUGCCGACCGACGCGACGAACGCCCGCUCACGGGCUACUUUGAUAAACCCCUCGAGACUGAAAAAGAUGAAGGUGCGGUGCGCGGGGAGCGCGGGGAGAGGGGCGAGCGAGCGGAGCGCGGCGCCGAGCGCGAGUCGCGGUCGGCGGCGCUGCUGUCGCGGCUGGCAGCCGAGCCCAAGGGCUACGCCGAGUGCUACCCCGGCCUGCGCGAGAUGGACGACGCCAUCGACGACUCCGACGACGAGGUUGACUACACCAAGAUGGACGCCGGCAACAAGAAGGGACCCAUCGGUCAGAACCGAUAG